Molecule: messenger RNA, 2065 nt
Organism: Oreochromis aureus
Lineage: Eukaryota; Metazoa; Chordata; Actinopteri; Cichliformes; Cichlidae
Gene: p2rx2
Product: purinergic receptor P2X, ligand-gated ion channel, 2
Exons: 12
Coding region: 94-1341 (415 amino acids)
Biological process (GO): monoatomic cation transmembrane transport; response to ATP
Cellular component (GO): nuclear inner membrane; plasma membrane
Molecular function (GO): extracellularly ATP-gated monoatomic cation channel activity; purinergic nucleotide receptor activity; ATP binding
Source: RefSeq, a predicted model, not a curated record
UGCAGGCUGGAGCGGAGAAAAAGACAUGAUGACAGAAAUUUAAAGCUAAAUAUACAGAUUCAAUCAUAAGACUUCACAAGAACAUCUGAGGAUAUGACGGAAACAUGCCAUAAAAUCAUCAUGGGGCUACAUAACUUCCUGAAGGAGUAUAUUCAUGGUUUUUGGGACUAUGAGACCCCCAAGGUGAUGGUGGUUAAGAACAGAACUCUUGGCGUGAUUUACAGGAGUGUUCAGUUUCUUGUGAUCACUUAUUUCAUAUGGUAUGUCUUUAUAAGUCAGAAAGCAUAUCAAGAGAGUGAAACCCGUCCGGAGAGCUCUGUUUACACUCUCAUGAAAGGCUCAGCAAUUCAUGGAGAUGAGAUCCUGGACACUGUGGAGUAUGCCCGACCCUCAGAGGGUGGCGAUGUGAUUAGCACAAUACUGAGACGAGAAUUCACGUUCAAUCAGAGACAAGACACCUGUGCUGAGCAUUUCAAUGUUGCCGGUGCCAACUGCACCACCGAUUCUGACUGCGUCGAAGGGGAAGUCAACUUCAAUGGCCACGGCAGAAGGACGGGCAGAUGUGUUCAGUACUACAACCACACCUUUAAAACCUGUGAGAUACAAACCUGGUGUCCGAUUGAGGAAUACGCUGUAGUACGAGAACCACCAUUAGAGGAGGCCAUCAAUUUCACAGUCUUCAUCAGGAACUCUAUCCACUUCCCCAAAUUUAAAGUGCUGAGGGGAAAUAUUAAGGAUGCCCGAAACAAGCGAGACAUUAAGAGAUACCUGAAUAAGUGUCACUAUGAUGAGGAGAGUGACCCCUACUGUCCCAUCUUCCGCUUGGGAUACAUCGCAGCACAAGCGAGGGAGAAUUUUAGUGAGCUCUGCAACACUGGAGGAGUGAUCGGUGUUUUCAUCAACUGGAAGUGUAACUUGGAUCUGGAUCCCUCACACUGUAAACCCACAUACUCAUUCCGUCGCCUUGACCUCCGAAAGGAUCUGCCCGACGCUGGUUAUUAUUACAGGUUUGCCAAAUAUUACAGUAAAGAUGGAGAAGAAACUCGGACACUAAUCAAGGCCUAUGGCAUCCGUCUAGAUAUCAUAGUUCAUGGACAUGCUGGUAAAUUUAGCCCUAUUCCAACCAUCAUCAGCACAGUGACUGCUAUGACUUCUGUUGGGAUUUGUACAAUAAUCUGCGACUGGAUCAUGCUGACAUUUAUCGACAAGAAUGAAGUCUACAGUGAGAGAAAGUUUGAUGAAGUGAUCAAGGAGCCCACAAAUCCCAUACCCACAGAGCUUAGCUACAUCAACAGCUUCGGCUCGAACCAUUCUGACCUGUCUGACGGCGUACCGCUGUGACCAAAGUCCUCGCUGGCCAAGUGCAUGGACUCCCCACCACCGACUUCGGCAAAACAGCAACUGCAUCUCAGGUGUCAGUGACAGCUCACUUUGACACUGUGCUGAUGUUAGUGGGGAUAAAAACUGAGAAAAGAAAGAGAUCCCUGUGGAAAUCUUUGCAUAAGACAGUUAGUUCUCUUUAACUUGACACGACCUCAGAAUAUAUUAACAGCAUAUAGAGAAUGUGUUUAUUUUGAAAACAGCAAACCAUUUUAGUACACUGUCAUGAGAAAACGACUGGCAGCACUUUAUAACAACGCCACACUAGGAAACAUUAGUAAGUGCUUAAUUCAUCAUUUGUGUCAUUAUUCCUCCUUAGUAUGCCGUUUAUAAAUACAGAUAUGUUUAUCUAUCAUGGACAGCUAUCACUGCUAGUAAUAAUCAUAGUCGUAAUAAUAUAUCAGUAUUUAGAAAUGCCGUACUAAGGAGGAGUAAUGCUAUAUAAAUGAUGAAUUUGGGCACUUGCUAAUACCUUAAUAAUGCUUGAUAGUAUGGCAUUAUUCUAAAGUGCUACCAAAAAAUAAAAACCUUACAGCAUAUGUCGAUGUAUUGUAGACAUUCAAUCCAACAAUAAAUAACCUUUAACUUGGUUCAAACAUAAGGACUGGUGGGACUUUUUAAAAAGGAAAAACAAAAUCAUGAAAUUGUGACAAAGAUAAAACUGAUACGUUUGAAGCAUCUGAAG